GCUGACGCCGGCCCCUCGGCUCUGCGCCCGGCACCCGCCGGCUCCUUUCGGUUUCGAUUCCGGAGCCGAUCCGGGGGCGGAGCGCGGCGGCUGCCGGGGGCCCGGGGAAGUCGCUGCAAGGAAACGAAAGUGGGGCCGAGCCGGCUGAAGCGCGGAGCCGCUGUUGCUGUUCCGCCGCACUCCGAGCGCCCGAGCCGAGCCGAGCCGAGCCACGCGGUUGUGCCAAAAUGGCAGAAUAUUAUGUUAAGCCACAGUUGUACAAGGGAAAACUUCAUGAAUAUUGUCAAAAGAAUAAACUGCAACUUGAGUAUAAGGAUGUCAAAGUGGAAGGCCCACCUCAUGAUCGUGUGUUCACUGUCAUGGUUGUAAUAGGUAACAGAGAGUAUCCUGUAGCUACAGGUAAAACCAAGAAAGAGGCAAAAGAAGAGGCCGCAAAGGCAGCAUGGGAUAGCAUAACACAAGAAAAUCAAACUAAACAGGCUUCACUCCCACAAACUCCGCAGCCGCAGCCAUCGCCGCCGCCACCACCGCCAGCAGAGUUUUCAUCAGACAUACUGAUAGAGAUAGAACCACUUGACUAUAUCUCCAUGCUUACCAAAUAUGGACUAAAACAUAACAUAGUGAUGGAGUAUAAAUUAGAAGAUGAAUAUGGACCCCCCCAUAAAAAAACAUUUUCUUUUAGCUGUAAAAUUGGUGACCAGAUUUAUGGUGAAGGCACUGGAAAUGAUAAAAAAGCUGCAAAACAGGCUGCUGCAAAACGUGCAUAUGAACAGUUAAGAUCUCAAGAAACGUCAAGGGCAGGGAGACACACAGCUGUUGCCAGUUCUGCAAAUAGUCUACUUAGCAGUUCCAGUGGAAUGUCAAGCUGGUCAUCUGCAAAUGGUUCUGAUUCUGCAUCUAAAAAUAUCAACUCAGAUGGGAGCUUAGUAAAUAAAAUGAAUGACCUGAAAGUAGAUGAAGAUUGUUCAUCUCCUCGGGUACAGUAUGAAAGCCUUUAUUCCUUUAUCAACUCAGAUGGGAGCUUAGUAAAUAAAAUGAAUGACCUGAAAGUAGAUGAAGAUUGUUCAUCUCCUCGGGCAACUCCCAAAAAUGCUGCCAUGAAAUCUAAGAGAAGAGAGAUCGCAACUAAAUUGGCACCUUCGUUCUCAGGACAGCAGGUCAAGGAAGAGAAAAAGGAAAAUAAGUACACUAAGGAUGAAAGAUUUAUCAAGGAUUUUGAAGAGCUAGAGCGAAUUGGCAGCGGUGGAUUUGGGAAUGUUUUCAAAGCAAAACAAAUUAUUGAUAAGAAGUACUAUGCUGUCAAACGAGUCACGUGUAGCGAUAAAGUACAGCGUGAGGUACAAGCAUUAGCAGAGCUUGCGCAUGAAAACAUCAUACGGUAUUACGCCUCUUGGACUGGGAAAGACUUUCUCAAUUCUGAGAACAGUUCAAGCCUUUCAAGACCGAGGCCAGAUUUUCUAUGUGAUUGCCUUUUUAUCCAAAUGGAAUUCUGUGAGAAAGGAACACUGGAUGGCUGGAUUGAUGAAAAGAGAGGGAAGAAAAAUUACCAAGAUGAGUCUCUCAUCAAAUUUAGACAAAUAGUGGCAGGAGUGGAAUAUAUUCAUUCUAAAGGGUUUAUUCACAGAGACCUCAAGCCCCUCAACAUAUUCAUAUCUCGUGAAAAUAAAAUAAAAAUAGGUGACUUUGGACUUGUAACUUCAAUGACAGAUGACCUGCGGACAACAGAAAAGGGAACAAGAUCAUAUAUGAGCCCAGAACAGGCUGGAGACAAAUAUGGACAGGAAGUGGAUAUAUUUGCACUAGGAUUAAUUCUCUUUGAAAUUCUUUGGAUAUUUUCCACUGAUGCUGAAAAAUUUCAGGAGUGGCACAAAAUAAGAGAAUGUGUACUUCCAGAGGAGUUCAGCAAGAAAUUUCCGGCAGAGAAACACAUAAUUGAGCAAUUGCUCUCAAAAGACGUUGCAAAGAGACCUUCGGCAUCUGGUGUACUGGAGCUUUUGAAGUUUGUUGCUAAAAAGAAUCCAGAUACAAAGAACGUACAUACGUGUUAGGCACCCUGCUUAAAGGAACAACAUAAGCUCUGUUUUGGUCUAGAAUUUGAUUCCCCCCCCUCCCUUAAAAUUGCUGAAAUGUGACAAACAUAUUUGGAAUCUUAGGUUCAAUCCUAUUGUCCUGCACAAAACCUGGCUUUACAUGGGGAUCUCUGCAGGGAUUGGGGGAAUGAAAGCCUCUUGUGAUCCAGAGCAUCAGUAUAAAUUUCUGCUUUAUACUCCAUAGUCUGGAGCCUUGUGCCCCUGCCCUUUCUCACCUCUGGGCAGGUGGUGGGUGUCGUGUUUUACAGGUGGAUCAGCAGUCAUGGACCCAUAGUUAUGUUCAUCCUUGGCUGACGAGGGAACCACUGUGCAGUAUUACCCCAUGGUACUUCAUGGGGUGGAGAGGUCCGUCUACAGUCUGCCCCUGCUGUACAACAGAACGUCAGCAGGUCCAGUGCUUAUUUCCAUAAGUAUGAAGGAGGCAGGAUUUGACCUUUUAUACUUAAGUUUGCUGCUGCCUGCUGUUUUAAAUCUUUUGCUCUCUCCCAGCAGUAACCAUUUAUUUUUAUGUCACCUAGAAAUAUUGUGGCUUUUUUGCAGUAGGAAAUUUUAGGAAAAAUUGCAACUUCUGGCUGUAUGGGUGGGAGUGCUAGGGCUAGGUUCACAAGAGGGACUUGGGUGCCUAGUGUAGCAGUUAGGCACCUAAGUCCAACAUUUAGGCACCUCUUGUACUCACAAAAUCACUGCUCAGCUGCCAUCUAACCUUGUAGGCCCCUAAAGUCCCAAGGUGACUAAGUUUCUACUGGUGAAGUCCCAGAGGCUCCCAACUUUUUGUGGCUGGACAUGGUCACUCAGAAUGUGGGAAACCUGGGGUCAAAUCUCUACUCUGCUGGGUCCUUCCACCUCCCAGGAGAGUAUCCAAACCACUGGUUUCAAUCUCUUGUUGAAGCCGCUCCACUUUGUAGUAGCUAAUGAAAUAUUCAUAGGGCCAGAGAGAGAAUUUGAGUGACUCUAGUGGUUAGAUCAGUCACCUGGGAGGUAGGAAACUCAAGUUCAAGUCCCUUCUCCACAUCAGGCAGUGUAGAGAUUUGACCCCAGAUCUCCUACAUCCUGUGUGAGGGCUCUAACUGCUGUGCUAUGGGGUGAUCUUCCUUUGUGGUUUUUCAUGAAAAAUAAUUGACCUGGCUUAGGUGCCUAAGUCCAGGAGAAAGGUGUGAAUCCCAAGUGGAGAUAGGUGUCUCCCUCUAGUUGGGACUUAAGCAUUCAACUCCCUUAAGCCCCUGGGAGGCCACAAACAGCUUUCAGGGGGUCCACCAAGCAGGGCCAGUGUUAGACUCGCUGGGGCCCCAGGGCAGAAAGCUGAAGCCCCACAUAUGGGGCUGAAGCCUGGGGCCGAAGCCUGGGACCCAGAGCCGAUAACAUGGGGCUGAAGCUGAAGCCUGAGCAAUGUAGCUCUGCAGGGACCUUUGUGGUAUGGGGCUCCAGGCAACUGCCCUGCUUGCUAUCCCCUAAUGCCGGCUCUGGCUUUUAUAUGCGGAAAACAAGUUACUGUGGUACAAGUGGGCCGUGGAGUUUUUAUAGCAUGUUGUGGGGGCAUCAGAAAGAAAAAGGUUGAGAAUCCCUGGCAUAGGCCAUAUCCCUCUCCACAGCAUUUCCACCUAAGCUAGGUAGGCUCAGUGGGCUGGCUUUUGUGAAUCCCAUUCUAACUCUCCCCAUGCAUUGUACAUUGUGCCUAACUCAGGACUGUGAAUUCCACUAAAAGGCAGGGCACCUACAAGUCCCCUUUGUGACUAUAUAGCCUCUUGUGUAGAGAAGGUUCAUCUGUCUUUAUUGCUGUCUGACAGUGUGGGAAAAUAGCUGAAGUUUUCUCUAGACAAGGUCUGUGUUGUGUGCUCUUCAGUGGCCGAUUGGUAUCUACAUAUAAUUAGCAAUAGCUAAUAUGCUUGUUGCUGGCACAUAGACCAAAAUAUCUGUUAAAGCACUUUUGAAGUUGAUUUUUAUUACAUUAGUAUAAUGAAUUUCACUUCACUUAAAGACACCAGACAAGUUAGUGUUUGCCAAAUGGAAAAUGAUUAAAUUUGGUAAAAAAGCAUAGAAAUGUUAUACAUAUUUGAAGAUUGCAAGCUUUUUGGGCUUUUUGUCUUUAUACCUGAAUGUUAAAUUAUUAGCAAAUUGCUGGUGCUGUAUAAAUAAUGCUAAUACGAUGAGGGUGUUUCAAACAAUGAAGAAUUUAAAAAUAUUUAGGCUCUUAAAGAAUGUGUCCCUUUGAGAAUUAAAGCUCAGUUUAAUGAUUCACUUUAUAGAAACCAGGUGUCACAAUGAGUCAACACAGCAGUUUUCAAACUUUUUGAGCUGAGCCUCCCUUUGAGUUACAAUUUUUGGUUAUGCCCCCCAAACCCAGACAAAAGGAGGCGAGUCGGGGUAGAGGUGGUACUUCCUCCUCAAGCCCCGCCACUUGCCUUCUCCCCCUCUCCCAAAUGUUCCUCUACACCUCCACAGUUUGAAAACUGAAUUAACACGUAAGAUCUGGUUUUUGUCUUUUGAAGAUUGGGAUUUGUCUCUGAAAUGUAAAUCCACAUCCUGCCCAAGUCAGCUGUGUCAAUUGCUUGGGCUCCACAAUGUUCCCUCAGUAGCAGCCUCAUAGUAAUUAUGUGGUCUCCAAUCUCUGUCUACUUCCCAGGAGAAGAGUCUGUGACACCACCUCACUCUCCAACUAUAUAUACCACAUGGAGACAGGGACGCUGGAACAGUUUGUAUAGUGGGGUUCUUGAGAGCUAUUGAACCAAACUGUAAACUCUGUAUAUGAUGGAAACCACUUCAAGCCAGGGCAUGCUGCAGCACUCCCAAGUUCCAGCACCUAUGCAUGGAGAUGAGUUGUGGUGAGGCAGGUGCCACAGACAAAGUGGUUGUGGAGGGAAGGGAGAGUGCUAUCAGUAAGAGGCCAAGGGACCUUCAGAUUAAGGAAACAAUCUCCAAUAAGUUGUGGAGAGGGAGAGUGACCCCAGUAAAUACCAUCCCCUCCCUGCACUCCCAAUCUUUUUCUCUCUUCCCCCAGGAUACCAACCCUGUCCUAUAAGAUCAAGGAGUUCAGCUGAGUCUUUAACAUUGGGUUGCAUAGUUCAAGCACUUUAGAUUUUUGGCGGGCAUGUUUUAAUAGUAAAGCCCUGGCUGUGCUUAUAAAGAGCAGAUGGAGGUAGGAAUCAGGUUGUUACAGGCAUUUUUAACGCUUUCAUCAUAGCAGCAUGUCAGUGCCAAAGGGUAACAUAAUCAUUCCUUAAAAGCUGUUUGUAGAAAUUAAGGCCCCAGUCUUGCAGUGAGCAGAGAUCUGCCUGCUGAUAUCCUUGUGCCUUUGUAGGAAUCCAUUGGUCCACCUACAGACCUCAUUGCAAAAACAGGGCCCAAAUUUACAAUGUUAGGUUUGUAGAUAAAGUACUAUUUUGAUUCUUAGAAACAGUGGAUAAAUUCACAAUUUUUGUUCUUAUACUGAUCAAGUAUUAGAAUGAAUAGUAUGCCUGAAAAAAAAACCCAGCCACUGCAGGAUAGCAGAUGUGUUCUUAAGUCUGUGCUCUCUGAAGUAGGGAAAUUUUGGUGCUGGCCUGCUAUCCAGUGUUCAAUUUUAUAUAAAUUCUAAACUUGUGGUGCAUUCUUCUGUAACAAAUGAGAAUACAUGUAAGCUUUGCUCGGUCGUUUUGAGGUGUCUGUAAGUGUUUGCUGCUUCCCCAUUAAAACAAAUGUUUGAAAUCUU
Caretta caretta (loggerhead turtle) is the source of this 5775-nucleotide messenger RNA. RefSeq names its product eukaryotic translation initiation factor 2 alpha kinase 2 (gene EIF2AK2). Gene Ontology annotation, molecular function: eukaryotic translation initiation factor 2alpha kinase activity; ATP binding. NCBI's taxonomy places the organism in Eukaryota, Metazoa, Chordata, Testudines, Cheloniidae. Gene Ontology annotation, cellular component: cytoplasm; nucleus. The record is from RefSeq and is a predicted model, not a curated record. Gene Ontology annotation, biological process: eiF2alpha phosphorylation in response to endoplasmic reticulum stress.